Messenger RNA from Tribolium castaneum (red flour beetle), 1328 nucleotides. Its product is annotated as annexin A7. The coding region runs from base 167 to 958 and encodes 263 amino acids. The record is from RefSeq and is a predicted model, not a curated record. The transcript has 5 exons. NCBI's taxonomy places the organism in Eukaryota, Metazoa, Arthropoda, Insecta, Coleoptera, Tenebrionidae.
CGAAAGUAGUGCGACCAUGGUUUUAAUGACGUCAAGCUAAAUCGUUGGCAGAAAUCAAAGGUUGUUCUCAGUUGAUUCUUUGUAGUGGUAGACAGCAGUGCACCACAUUUUUGUUGACAGUUGUGACAACGUGAUAAACGAAAAACAAUUGACCAGGCUCUUCAAGAUGAAGUCGUGGCUCGUAUGUGCAUUCAUGCUCGCGUGCCUGGAAUUAGGAGAAUCUUAUUCAAAAUAUGGACGCACGUGUAAAGACAUCGGUUGUCUCACCAACGAAGUAUGCGUAAUGGAAACUGACCCUUGUUCUUAUUACCAAAGACAAAAUGAAUGUGGAUCUUACCCCACUUGUAAGAAAAUGGACAAUGCUGGCCCUCCGACGUGUAAAAGCUACGUCUGUCCGCCCACGAAAGUAUGCAGAAUGGACGGCGCCACCCCUAAAUGUGUCGACGAUCACAGCAAAGUGGGCCGUGUCGGGUAUGACACCACCGAGCUAAAAAGCGCCGACCAACCCUCUGGAAACAUCUACCCCAACCUUCCCCGUGGUGAAACAACCCCUCGACCCAACAUCGGGUACCAAGGACCUCCCGGUCAAGGUUACCAAGGCGGUCAAAUCGGUUCGGGUUACCCUGGCCAGGCCAAACCGUACCCACAGGGUUACCCCCAACAAACCUACCCCCAACAACCCUACCCGGGUUACAACGGGUAUAACAACCAGCAAGGGGGUUACCGAGGAGGGUAUCCACAACAAAACGGUUACCCUAACUAUAACUACAACGGCCAGUACCCGAAUAAUUACCAAGGGGGUUACAACCCUUAUGGACAGAACAGAUACGGACAGAAUAGUGGAGCUUCUUCCGGCGGUUUCGUCGAUUCGCUUACAAGCGCUUUGAAGAAAUAUGGUACGAACUUGCUCAAAGACGCUAUAACCAAGCAGAUUGCCGGUGGUAAUAAUCGUAAUUAAUUUUCUGUGUUACAGGGCUAUUCUAUAUGAUUGGUGCGUUUUAUUAUCAGAGGAUUUGGGGAUGAUUUUGUAACGUUAACAUAAUUUUAUGUGUUGAUAUUUUUUAAUAAAGUUUGAAAAUCCUUUGAGUGUUUCCUUGGUGAGUAUUUGGUGGUAGUCUGUCACUAACUGCACAGCUGAGAAUAGCCUUUUAACACAACUUCUUGCCAUUUUCUAUGUGUUGUGUUUUUCUAAAGUAAUACAAGUAGGUACGAAAUUAAUUUGUAUGCUAAUAAGCUGCCUUCUAGCCCCUUCUCCUCAUUUUCCUCCGCUUGAUGUAGUAGUUUUUGUAUUUAUUUUGUUUGUCCGAUAAUAAAUUAAAAUACGUCCC